Molecule: messenger RNA, 2652 nt
Organism: Melitaea cinxia (Glanville fritillary)
Lineage: Eukaryota; Metazoa; Arthropoda; Insecta; Lepidoptera; Nymphalidae
Product: zinc finger and BTB domain-containing protein 41-like
Exons: 6
Coding region: 178-2652 (824 amino acids)
Biological process (GO): regulation of DNA-templated transcription
Molecular function (GO): RNA polymerase II cis-regulatory region sequence-specific DNA binding; DNA-binding transcription factor activity, RNA polymerase II-specific
Source: RefSeq, a predicted model, not a curated record
UAUUACCCGGGUAAACCUAUACCGUAGUUCAGGCGUUCCCAUAUCAAAAAUAAUUUUUGUAGUAUUGAGUGUACAAGAAAAUGUCAAAAUGGAUAUCGAACAUGGCGUUUAUUUAGUGUUUUCGUGUGUUUCUAAAUACUUUAAACUUUAAUAAGUAGAUUAAGUGAGUGUACAACAAUGUUGCAUAAUACGGGACAGUUUGGAAGCGAUGUUCCUAUGAAUGUAAACGCUCAAAAUAUGACAUCGAUAAAUGAAAGAAUGAACAUUGAUAAUAAUUUAGCUAAAAUAUCCCAUCCAGUGCCGCAGUCAUCACCACAUUUUAAUAUACCAGAUUACGGAACCUAUGGACUUAACAUGAACGCUAAUUUGAGUCACUAUCAGAACUUUCAUCCUAUUGGAUUCCAGCCCAGCAACGUACCCAAUCCUAUGCACAAUAGUUGGCCAAGUAACAUGUUACCGAUGAACUUGAAUAUGCACAGCGAUCAGCACAUGCUUGGUUACCAGUACGGUAAGCCCGAAACCCUUAGCGAUCAUAAAGAUCUUAAUUUGAACAAAAAUUUGUCCAUACCACAGGUGCAAACGAAAGCUUUUCAUAAACAAAUGGGCAUGGAUGGGAAUUAUCCGAGCUUCAAGCCUCAUUUUAGACAAUACGCUGAUUACAACUUACAUUUAAAUGCAAAAACAAAGCCAGAGGUACAUAAAAUGGAUGUCACACCGGAAUUAGAUAAAGAUAUAGUGUCACCACAUCCUUAUUAUGAACAAAAUUUAGAUUUAAGUAAUAAAUCUCAGAAAAUAUAUUCCAGUCCAUAUCAGAGCACAGUCAGUACGGAGUUCAAUUUGUCAAGUGAUAAGAAUGAAAAUGGAAGGAAUGCGGGUAGUCAGGAUUUAAGCACAAAAAUACAAAAAUAUAACACAGUCCUUCAAAAACCACCUACUACGUACCAAGAACAGAGAGACCCUACACCUCCAAAGAGCACUGAACGUAACUAUCCUGACAAUCUCAGUGUUUCCAAACCUCAAAAUGUAGAACAGAAUUUGACCACCAAUUACCAUUUUCCAAGUUCAGAUAUCGGUAACCGAUUUUUAAAAGAUCAAGAUUCAAGACGACGAAGCCUGGAAAAUACAGUUAAAAUGAUAGAAAACAUACUAUCUCAUUCGUCAAAUGCAAGAAAAACUGACUAUUAUAGCCAAGACGAUUCAAUGGACACUGAUGCUUCUAACAAAAAUAAAUCAAACUCAAAAGAACCGGAAAUCGUUUCAAAUAGUAAUCAAAUGGACAGCAAACCAAACACACCGUCACCUUCAGAAUGCUCUAACAAUGAAACAAGUCAAGAAAGUACCAAUAUAAGUGAUGAUGUAGAUGAUGAUGUUCCCAAAAACGAUGAUGAGAAUAAGGAUAACAGAACAUCAGAAACUAAUGAAAUUACGAACAACGAUAACGCUUCCCAGAGCAAUAGUGAAGAUUCAUCAGACUGUGAUAUAAAGCCUCCAAUAAAAGAAAUAACUUUGAAACCAGAAAAUGACGUUCAAAUAGAUAACUCGGUCGUUAUCAAAGUAGAAAUCUUUCCGAGUAUAGUCGAUAUGGAAUAUCUAAAUCCGUUUCACAGAGACAUAUUCGGUGUUCAGAAUGAGGACGUAGCAAAUAAUGAUGUUAUCGACUCGGAAAAUAGUAUAAAUGUCGCCAAAGAAGUUAUUAGAAAUGGAGCGUCAGUGGAAGGAGCAUAUUUCGAAUGCCCGCACUGCAAUCUAUAUUUUAAUCACCCAAAACGAUUCUUAAUACACGCAAAGUGGCACUCAUUCGGUCUGACGAAUGAAAAGAGACUGGAGUUACAAAAGGAGAAAGAGAUGAGGAAGAGUAUGAAGAAGGAAGCAAGAGUCGUGGAGCGUAUGAACCAGAGUGAGGUGACGGAGGAUACUCCGGGGAGGAAGUUCAGUUGUAAAGAGUGCGAUAAGGUGUUCAACUCUAAGGCUAGUCUGAAGAACCACAGACAAAGGUAUCACCCGACACGCGCCAGAGAGUGUAAGAUAUGUGGCAAGACUGUACUAGGCUGGAUGGCUCUGAGAGCUCACCUAGCCACACAUACAAGCGAAUCCGGUUACCAGUGCAGCGAUUGCCCUAAGAGAUUCAAGCAUCCACAUUCGCUUGCUAAGCAUAGGGAUACUCAUUUGGAGAAAACCCACGCGUGCGCCCAAUGCCCCAAGAAGUUUGGUUCGGCUGCCUUACUGAAUGUUCACAUGAAGACCCACGAACGUGUGCUGAGGGGGGCCACAUUCAGGUGUACCUACUGCGCGAAGGGAUUCUUCGAGUCCUACAGCUUACAGGUUCACGAGCGCACUCACCGCAACGAGAGACCGUACCAUUGUGAGAUAUGCAACACUAGCUUUGGUACAAACUCAAGUCUAAAGAGACAUGUGAAAGUGUCACACAACAAUUCCAAGCCCUUCGAAUGCUCGACCUGUCACCGUUGCUUUAUAUCCGAAGCCAUCAGAGACAGACACGAAAUAAGAAACCACGGUAACCCCGAGGACUUCAAGUUUCUCUGCAAGCAGUGUCCGUGUAAAUAUCUUAAAUUGAAAGAUUUAAGGAAGCACAUGUACAAGUCACAUCCGAAAGGCAAGAGGAAGAAAAAAGUUGAAUCUGACAGCGAGUGA